AAAGGUCUCUUUUUUAUGGGAGUAUGCUGAAACUAGUUUCUGAAAUGUUGUGCGCUCGAGGAGGUCAGAAGUUGAGGCCUUUUCUAUGUGCACAAGUUAGUGGCUUUCAUACUUCAAAGCCUGGUUUAGCACCUAGAAGCUUUUUCGGGGUGGAAGAUUUUGUUGAUGAUGACAAUAGCCGUCCAUAUACUUAUCAGAAGGGGAAAAAAUCGAAGAACCCAAACAAGCAUGUUUCUUUCAAGCAACGGACUGUAGCUUACAUGGAACCGUUCACACUUGAUGUUUUCAUAUCAAAGCGCUUUGUUUCAGCCUCAAUCACCCAUAGAGUUACAUGCAAACAGGUUGCAGUAGCUGGUACAAACUCCAAAGAUAUCAAGGCAGUGCUCAAAUCACGAAGUGAUAUUCCUGCAUGCUUGUCUGUUGGACAGAUAUUGUCCGACAGGGCAAGAGAGGCUGAUGUAUACACUGCUUCUUAUACACCUAGGGAUAGGGACAAAUUCGAAGGGAAAAUUAGAGCAGUUGUUCAGUCCCUCAUUGAUAAUGGUAUCGACAUCAAAAUUUAUCUUGACUGAAAAAAGAGAAGACCAAGCAGUCGUGAUGCCUUGACCUGGAUUGGAUAUAUGUAUGCCCUAACAUAGAGUUGAGGAACCUAUAAUACAGGCAUUGGAUGCUCCAAUCUUGCUGCGUAUACCUGGACAGUAUUCAUUGUACAUUUCCAUCUUCUGU
Molecule: messenger RNA, 726 nt
Organism: Solanum verrucosum
Lineage: Eukaryota; Viridiplantae; Streptophyta; Magnoliopsida; Solanales; Solanaceae
Exons: 3
Coding region: 24-572 (182 amino acids)
Biological process (GO): translation
Cellular component (GO): ribosome
Molecular function (GO): 5S rRNA binding; structural constituent of ribosome
Source: RefSeq, a predicted model, not a curated record